Phaeodactylum tricornutum CCAP 1055/1 is the source of this 844-nucleotide messenger RNA. RefSeq lists its product with no specific name. The transcript has a single exon. The record is from RefSeq and is a predicted model, not a curated record. Lineage: Eukaryota; Bacillariophyta; Bacillariophyceae; Surirellales; Neidiaceae. Bases 55 to 585 code for a protein of 176 amino acids.
CACAUCGGCGUCCGGUCCGGCACUUUCUUCCUUUUACAACCAGCUUUAAGAAGUAUGGAAGAACUGACGAUAACAGUGGCGGAAAAGCUCGGCAUUGACACUGCCGUGGCGCAGAAGGCUAUUGGUGCUAUUUUGAGAUUUGUACAAGAGCAAUCCACGCCCGACCUCUUUGCUAAGAUUCGGUCCAUGGACGGCGUGGAGAAUCUCAUGAAAGAUGACGAUGCGGCGGAAGCGGUUCGAGAGGGUCACGACAAAGCAAAAGCGGGCGGCCUGGGCGGUGGCUUAUUUGGAUUGGUCUUUACUCUACUGAAAGCCUUUGGUCUAUUUGCCAUCAUCAAACAGUUAUUGUCAACGCUACCCGGUAUAGGACCGCAGGCCGUCCGUAUGAUUGAAAGUGUCGAAGAUGGUGCCGAACUUACUGUGGUGCUGAAACAGCUAGGGAUUGACCGCGAGCAAGGCGUUUCGAUGGUCCGUAUGAUGAUGGACUUUAUCAAGGAUAAGCUCGAUCCGGAAACGGUUGACAGGUUGUCCUCGCAAAUUCCGGCCGUCGCUGCAUUCAUGGGAGAGUCGAAGAAAGGAGAGUAGAAACGGAUAGGCGGGUCUGGCGUAUAUGUUUGUGGGGCUAAUAUCGCUAAAGGUAGUUCUGACGCGAAUAGCUGCAAGCGUUUGUAUAAUUUACAAGAAAAGUGGAAAAGCAGGUUCGAAACUCGAUGUAUUGAUUCUUCUUCCUAGUUCGUGGCGAAAAGUAGUGGAUUUUUGCAUACCCCAGCAUCAGUAGCAGUUUUCGUUCUGCUUUUGGCGCUUUUACAAUAUGCAUAAGCACCAUAGUGAAUGGUUGUGCGUU